Molecule: messenger RNA, 1761 nt
Organism: Triticum turgidum subsp. durum (durum wheat)
Lineage: Eukaryota; Viridiplantae; Streptophyta; Magnoliopsida; Poales; Poaceae
Source: the annotation of a GenBank genome assembly
AUGCUCUCCAGGAGGCCGCUCGCCGCCGCCCUACGCCUCGCGCCCCUCUCGCCUCCGCUCCUCCUCUUCUUCGCCUCCUCCUCCUCCUCCUCGUCGUCACCCGCCUCGUGCUCCUCCCCCACCGCUUCGGCCUCGGCCCCCAGAGGCUGCAGUGCUCUAAGGAUGGAUAGCGGCGCUGUGGAACCAGCUUCAACCGGGGCAAUCUGGUCAACGCCGUCGGUGGAGCCGAGAAGCAUUUCCAUCGGGAAGCAGAUAUUCUGCAACAGGUCUCUCAACAUGAGGAACAUCACCGCAGUAGGAUUUGAUAUGGACUACACUCUUGCGCAGUACAAACCUGAGACAUUCGAGGCCCUUGCUUACCAUGGCACCAUUGAGAAGCUCGUGAAGGAUCUCAACUACCCUGAGGAGCUGUUGACAUGGCAAUUUGACUGGAAGUAUAUGGUCAGAGGACUAGUUCUUGAUAAGAAAAGAGGAAAUAUCUUGAAGAUGGACCGGCACAAGUAUGUAAAAGUUGCAUACCAUGGAUUUAGGGAGAUGUCGAAGGAAGAAAAAGUUGCUGCUUAUGGGAGUACAUUGAUAAGGGAUUCCUUCGAUGAACCUGAUUAUGCCCUUAUAGAUACACUUUUCUCACUGGGUGAAGCCUAUCUGUUUGCUCAGCUUGUUGAUUUCAUGGACAGCAAUCCUGCAAAAGUACCUUCAGGCACUGACUAUGCGCAUAUGUAUAGAGAUGUGAGGUCUGCGGUUGAUCUGUGUCAUCGUGAUGGAACUUUAAAACGAAUGGUUGCAAAGGAACCUAGCAGGUAUAUCAAUGAAGACUUGGCAAUUGUGCCGAUGCUUCAAAUGCUUAGAAAAUCUGGACGCUCCACAUUCUUGGUGACAAACAGUUUAUGGGACUACACUGAUGUUGUCAUGAACUACCUAUGUGGGCCAUAUAUGUCAGAUGUAAGCUCAAGUCACAACCACAAGUGGCUUGAGUAUUUUGAUGUUGUUAUAACAGGCAGUUCAAAGCCAAGCUUUUUUCAUGAUGAUAACCGAACAGGAUUGUUUGAAGUUGAGCCUGAUUCUGGGAAACUUCUAAAUGCUGAUCUUCAGAUUGGAAGCCCAAGAUCAAGUCAACAUCAGCCAAAACCAAUUCACAAAGUUUACCAGGGAGGCAAUGUUGGUCAUCUUCACAGACUACUUUCUGUUGCUUCUAGUUCGCAGAUCCUCUAUGUUGGUGAUCACAUAUAUGGAGACAUACUCCGCAGCAAGAAAGUUCUAGAUAAAAAUACACAUGCCAAUUUGCGUGCAUGCUUGAUCAAUUCAAGUUGGCGGACUAUGCUGGUAAUACCUGAGCUGGAGCAAGAGGUGAAGCUUCAAUCAGAAUCAAAGUCUACUCGAAAGGAGCUUAGACACCUUAGAAUGGAGCGUGAUUCAGUUGAAGACACGAUCCAUCGCCUUGAAUGGUCUCUUCAAUUUGAAGAUCUUACAGAGAAUGAGAAGGGAAAGUUGUUUUCUGAGCAUGAUAAUCUACUGCAAAAGCUGAAGGGUAUCCGCUGCCUUCUCCGAGAUGCUCAGAUGCAACAUCACCAGAAGUUUCACAAGGUGUGGGGACAGCUUAUGAAGACUGGGUACCAAAACUCUCGGUUUGCUCACCAGGUCGAGAGAUUUGCGUGCCUAUACUGCAGCCAAGUUACAGACUUUGGGUUGUAUUCUCCCAACAAGUAUUACCGUCCAAGCGAAGAUUACAUGCCCCAUGAGUUCGAUGUGCUUGGCCUGUAG